AGGAGGGGUUGGAGUGAGUGACGCUGGCUGCGCUUUGGAGCUGAGCGGAGCGCUCACCUGCAGAUGAGAGCCGGGGAAAACUCGGGGCAGAGCUGCAGCACACUCACCGAGCUCAAGGAGGGACCUAACGAACAGUCUGACCAAGUAGGCGGUUGGAAAUUUGGGACAAUCACUGGAGAAGAAUCACGAACCGAGCCUCUUUCUGGUCCAGGCAGCUUUUACUCGCUUGCUCGCCACAAUGAGAACUGACUUCGCUGUGGUCCUGACAGCAGCCCUUCUUCUGGACACAUUCUGGAGGAAUAAUGGGGAGCAUGCCUCUGAAGGUCCCUGUCGACCUGGCUUUUCACAAAGCUUCUACUCUCUGCUGGUUUCAAGGGAUGUACUGCAAGGCCGGGGCAUACUUAAAGGUACCACAGUAUCAUCACAAAAAGUGAAGUUUGAUGACUGCAUGGGGAACGAAGCUGUCGUGUUCCAGAGCAGUGACCCCAUCUUCAGUGUGCGGACAGAUGGAUCCAUCUUUGCCAGGAGGGAGGGAGCCAGCCUGGAUGAACCGGUCCAGUUUAAACUGACAGCGAGUGGUCCACACACUCACGCAUGGGAGACUGUGGUUCAGCUGGCACUGAUUGACCUACCAUCACCUGAACAAAAUGAAAAUGAGGUUACAGAGAAAGUCACUGGGAAAAACCUUGAGCAAAAUAAGAAGAAAGAGGCGAUCCAAGCACCACCUCCUGUCAUCAUGUUCUCAAGGUCCAGCCUCAAUGGCACCAAGGGUCUACGGAGGCAGAAGAGGGACUGGGUGAUCCCACCAAUCAAUGUGGCGGAAAAUUCUCGAGGACCUUUCCCUCAGAUGCUCGUCAGCAUUCGUUCAGACCAGGACCAAGACAUCUCAAUCCGCUACAGCAUUACUGGCGUGGGAGCGGAUCAACCACCCAAUGAGGUGUUUAAUAUUGACCCUGUGCUUGGAAAGAUGUUUGUCACCAAACCUCUGGAUCGCGAGCAUCGUUCCUCUUAUCAUCUGCGAGCCCAUGCUGUGGACAUGAAUGGGAACCAGGUUGAGAACCCCAUUGAUCUGUACAUCUUCGUCAUUGACAUGAAUGACAACAGACCUGAGUUCAAAAACCAGGUCUACAAUGGUUCCGUGGAUGAAGGCUCAAAACCAGGAACUUAUGUGAUGCAUGUGUCAGCAUUUGAUGCCGAUGACAACACCACAGCUAAUGGAAUGGUCCGAUAUCGGAUCUUGUCCCAGACUCCACACAGCCCCAUCCCUAACAUGUUUACCAUCAAUAGCGAAACUGGGGAUAUUGUCACGGUGGCACCAGGACUUGAUCGAGAGAAAGUGUCCCAGUAUACCAUCAUCGUGCAAGCCACGGACAUGGAGGGCAACCUGAACUUUGGCCUUUCCAACACAGCCACUGCCAUCAUCACUGUCACGGACAUCAAUGACAACCCUCCCAUGAUGACCUCCAGAACUUUUUCUGGUGAGGUUCCAGAGAACCGAGUGGAUGUUGUGGUGGCUAACUUGACGGUUAUAGAUGCCGACCAACCACACUCGCCUAACUGGAACGCCAUCUACAGAAUCAUCAGUGGAGACCCAAAUGGGCAUUUCACCAUCCGCACUGAUCCAGUCACCAAUGAUGGCAUGGUCACUGUAGUGAAGCCGGUAGACUUUGAGAUGAACCGUGCCUUCAUGCUGACAGUGGUGGUGUCUAAUCAAGCCCACUUAGCAAGCGGCAUCCAGUCGUCGCUCCAGUCCACAGCCGGAGUCACCAUAUCUGUUCAGGAUGUUAAUGAACCUCCCUAUUUCCCCACGAACCCAAAACACAUCCGGUUUGAGGAAGGAGUUCCAGCCGGCACCAGCCUCACGACUUUCUCAGCCUCAGAUCCAGACCGGCUUCAGAUGCAGCAGAUAAUCAGGUAUUCAAAGCUGAACGACCCUGCAGAUUGGUUGUCCAUCAACAGAACCAAUGGUCAGAUAGUAACGACCGCAAUGCUCGAUCGGGAGUCCAUCUAUGUGAAGAAUAAUAUAUAUGAAGCCACAUUUCUGGCUACAGACAAUGGUUCUCCUGCAGCAAGCGGCACCGGCACACUGCAGAUCUAUCUGAUAGAUAUUAAUGACAACCCUCCAGCACUUGUACCAAGGGAGUCUCAGAUCUGUGAGAGGAUGAACAAGAAUGUCAACGGUGUCAACAUCACUGCUGCUGAUGCCGACAUUGACCCCAACGCCGGACCUUUUGUCUUCGAGCUUCCCAACUUUCCAACUAGCAUCCGACGCAACUGGACAAUUUCUCGGAUCAGUGGUGAUUACGCCCGUCUAACUCUGCGAUACCAGAUAUAUUUGGAGCCGGGAAUGUAUGAGGUCCCCAUAAUUGUGUCAGAUUCGGGCAACCCUCCACUGUCCAACAGGUCACUCAUCAAAGUGAAAGUGUGUCCUUGUGAUGAAAACGGAGACUGCACCACUCUUGGGGCUGUGGCAGCCACUGGGCUGGGAACUGGAGCCAUCAUCUCCAUCCUUAUCUGCAUCAUCAUACUGCUCUGCAUGGUGCUGUUGUUUGUGGUAUGGAUCAAGCGCAGAGAGAAGGAAAGGCAGACAAAGCAACUGCUUAUUGACCCUGAAGACGAUGUCAGAGACAACAUCCUCAAGUACGAUGAGGAGGGAGGAGGAGAGGAGGACCAAGACUACGAUUUGAGCCAGCUGCAGCAGCCCGACUCCUUAGACCACAUCAUCAGCAAACCACCCGGCAUCCGCAGGGUGGAUGAACGCCCCAUCAUCCCUGAGUCCCAGUACCCCAUCAGACCUGUCGUUCCCCACCCUGGAGACAUCGGGGACUUUAUCCAUGAGGGGCUGCGAGCAGCAGACAACGACCCCACAGCUCCUCCGUAUGACUCCCUGCUGGUUUUUGACUAUGAGGGCAGCGGCUCCACCGCCGGCUCUGUCAGUUCCCUCAACUCCUCCAGCACAGGGGACCAGGACUAUGACUACCUCAACGACUGGGGCCCGCGAUUCAAGAAACUGGCCGAUAUGUAUGGAGGAGGGGAUGAUGAUUAAAGCUGCCCCAUCACACAUGCACACACACACACCCUUGUCCCGUCAGCUGGCCUGCCAUGCUCUGCCCCCACAACACAUGGGGCGGUUACACCCUUCUUGACAACACAUAAACAAUGACAUGUUCACACUGACAAACCAACCAAUCAAUCGAUUUACCCACCACAGAGGACCAGUGCCGUGAGUCAGUUUCAGGUGCUCUUCUCAACCGUCUCCUGCUCUAAGCCUGUCUAAGACUUUAACGGAAGCUCUGAUUUGCAGGCUUACAUUGUCUUGUGUUUUCAAACUCCUUAUUUUGUAUUUCACAUUAGUUUUAAGCUGGGUGUAGACUUAAUUCAAAUUUAGUUUCUACUUUAGUUUGUAUCACUUUUUUGACUUUAUUAUUGUUUGAUUAAAAAUAUUUCUUAUUCCUGAGGGUUUUCACUUUCACUGUUAUCCCCCGCCUGCCUCUCUAAAGGAAGCUCUUCAGGUUGAGCUGCUCGCUUUGUCUGGCACAAACCAAAAGGAACAAAAAAGAGCAUCUAAACAAAAGCCACCUCUAAAUGGAGGGCCCUGGUUUAUUCUUUCUUGAACUUGAAUUACUUGGAACAGAAGCACUGUUGUCUAAAAAAGUGCCUUCAGUGGUGCGUAUUUUAGCAGACUCCCGCUAACUCAGGAUUGGUUGCCAUUCUGGGCUAGCAUGGCCCCGUACGACCCCUAGCCCUUUAAUUCAGACCUCCCUUGUCAUCUCUCCUAUCCUGCGGGGCUGUGGUAGCUGCGGGAGAUGUCAGUGACUGGCUUAAGAGGAUGCUUUAUGUAGACAUACUGUACAUAGGACUAGUGUGUCUGUAAGUUAUGGACAAAUCAUUAAGUUUUUUUUAAGUCAGGCAUAUCUGUGCUCCAAGAUCACAGUCAGCUUGAGCGGGAUCACUGAAAUCACAGAAAUACAUAAUGAGACUCUCUUAGAGAAGAAAUGCAUUGUGUGUCUUUGUUUAAUGUGGCUUCAGUAGCAGCUGUGUUUGUUUUUAUCUCGCUGUGUUCGCACCUAAAGCUCGUUGCUAAAUUUUGAAAAUUGACAGGUCACGUGUGCCACCUCUUUAAUGUUGCUGUAUAUGAGGUACAUAUGAUGAUUAUUUAAGGGGAAUUUGCCUUUGAAAUUAUCAGUGAUCUAAGAUUUUUUAGCAUGAAAGAAAAGAAAAUACAAGUUGGGUUCAAACAGCCAAGUGUGACCUAUAGAUUUGUGAACAUGUUUAAGCACCAUUCUGACUCACUUUUAGUUUUUUUUUUGUUUUUUUUUGCUUUUGUUAAUUCACUGUUUUCCCGCAAACUUUCAUAUAAAAACACGUGACUUGUCCCUGUCACAGAAACUAUGAGGAAUUGAGCCUCAGACAGGGACUUUGCGCCAUCACAAUCUGUCUCUCUUCAGGCUGCAUUUCACUCAUCUGAAAUUUUCUUCUAAAAAUUUCUGGCAUCUAGUUCAAGAAGUUUAGAAAAGACAUUUGAGGGAGGGAAAGUCUGUGAAGUUGUGCGCUUUAUCAAAAGCAGAAAGGCUUUAGUAAUAAUACUCUCUGAAAGACUGGCAUUUUGAAAGACAGCUUUGUUUUGACUUGCAAGAGCGCUACCCGUGGGUUUUUUUUUCAAAAUACAUAUUUCCUUUCAUAUAGGGAUCUUCUGAUUGUGAUUGGGACUCUUAAGUAUAUUUAUUUAGUUAUUUUAAUAUACAAAACAUUUAAAAGAAGGCUUGGAGAGAUACUUAUGUUUUGAAUUGCCAUUAAAAAGUUUAUUAGUCGUUAGUUUACCCCACAUAGAUCAUCUGCUAGUCAUCACUUUAAUGAUCCCUAAAGAUAUUUGUCAGAGGAUGUGAUGGAAACCAUUCACCAAGUGUUCAACUGCCCCACAACUGUUUCUUUAAGUAACUUGAAAAAUAUAAAAUAUUUAAUUUUAGCAAAGAGAGUAAGUUGACUUUCAGAAUGAAUGAAAAUUAAAUAAUUGUGGUGAGAUGAAUGGAAACAUUGACCUGUAAAUGUAAAGCGGAGAGUGUGAUUUGACUAUCGAAAGAGAAACAAACCAGUGUAAAUAAUAAGGUCAACAGGGUCUUUUUGUUUAGGUUUACCAAAAGAUGGGUAUAAACACGAAACUGGCAACGAUCACAACAGCCGUCAGCUCAGAUGUCAAAACAGGAAAUAUUUUGAAAGCUCACUGCUGGAUUAGCUCUUCUCUACGCCUUCCUACAGAAUAUCUCCACAAAACAAAAACAUCUUUUAUGUUCUGCUAUUUGUGAUUACUUCUGACAUAUAAAAGCUGUAUAACAGAACAUUUACACAUGCUUUGACAUCUGUUUCCAUGCAGUUUUUUUUUCUGCUAUUGAAAAUCUGAUGAAUACCUGGUAAAUCAUAUUUCACAAAAGCCAUGUGCUUUUACUAGAAUCUGUGUGAUUCUGUAUGGGCUUACAGCCAUACUCAUGUCAAUGUUCAAGUAUCGCUUCAUCUUGGCGAGAGGGUCCCAAACCAACCUGUACAGACUAGCACACACUCACUCCUCUAAGCCUUACUGUAUAUAUGUGAGUGUUAUAUAUUAAACAAGCCUGUUGACAGUGUUUAAAUUCAGCUGCAGAGCUGCUGCAUCACUGAUGGUCAUCCAGUGUCCACAGGAUGAAGACAUUGCUCAUGUUCUUUAAUCCAACAUUUAAUUUAAAUUCAGGGCCAAACACAAGAGGCCGUACACACACUUCAUGCAAAGUAACUGGCCUUUACAACACUUUCAUACAUGCAUACAUACAUGACACCUUUACAAUAUGAUACUGAAUGUUAUCACUUGCACAUAGCAGCAAAUCACCAAUACAGUCGACCAAAUUUGACCCUCACUGAAAUGCAAUUUGUGAGGGGAAUAUGAAGUCAGUUCUUGUUACAUACUUGAUCCAUUGUGUUGUAUUGAUGUUCUCUUGCUAAAGGAGGGGAGAAUUAGCAAAUGAGGACCAAAGAAGAACCUUUGCUUUGCUGACUUGUGUCUUGUGCUGGUGUUACUAAAAGGACUUUUGCCCAUUGCUGAUCAUUCUGAAAACUCUCUGACUAUAGACACAAACAUAACAGAAGGUUCUGAAAGUAGUUAACAUUUGUCCUGCUAUGACAAGAAUCAUUAAAACAGACAGCCGACUUUCAUAUAAGUUUGCUUAUUAUUCAAAUUCAAGUGUACAUAAUGUAAUAUUUGCUUGAAGCUAAACAGACCAAGUUAGGCAAACUGUAACUGUACAAUUGGAGCUUUUUGCAUGUGUCUUUUUAUAACGGGCAGAUGAGUUCUAUUAACCAUACAACAACUGAAGAGUGUGCAGCCCGCAUGACGGAGGCCGCAGUCCAGAAGGGAUUCUGGUGUACCAUACUCGCAUAGUUUCAAAUGAAAGUGGAAAAAAAAAAAAAAAAAUUGCACAGUUAUCAAGUCAAAAAGACUUUUUUUUGUAAAUUGUCAACAGCACAAAUAUUUUGUAUUGUUGUUUGUACCAUUUUGUAAAAAAAAAGAAGAAAAAAGGCAAAAAAAAAAAAAAAAAAGCGUGUGUUUAUAGUGCCACUGCAAUCUUGGUUUCCAAAUACCGUACAGUACAUGCGCAGCCUUGCAGAUCAACAUUGUAAUAUAGACGCUGAACUGGAGAC
Molecule: messenger RNA, 6666 nt
Organism: Melanotaenia boesemani (Boeseman's rainbowfish)
Lineage: Eukaryota; Metazoa; Chordata; Actinopteri; Atheriniformes; Melanotaeniidae
Product: cadherin-4-like
Exons: 17
Coding region: 239-3046 (935 amino acids)
Biological process (GO): cell morphogenesis; calcium-dependent cell-cell adhesion; adherens junction organization
Cellular component (GO): catenin complex; plasma membrane; adherens junction
Molecular function (GO): calcium ion binding; cadherin binding
Source: RefSeq, a predicted model, not a curated record